AAAAUAUUUUGAAAAUGGCGUAGCAGGAGGGAAAUAUUUAAGUUGUAAAAGUGAUUAACAAGAUUAGAUUAAACUAAACCAUUAACAAUAAUUUGAAUGGCGUCUGUCAUGGAUGUGGUUUUGGUGCCAUUUGAUAAAGGAUUAGUCACUCAGCUAUAUGACAGGAAUGAUGUUUGCAGUGUUAAAGGUGGAUUCAUUAAAGGCAGCCAGUGCACGUGGCUCGCGCGGGGCCCGCGCCUGUACCUCGCCUCGACCGCGGACGGCUCCCAGGCGGACCUGUGGACCUUCGCGGACGUGGCGGGGGCGGGGGGCGAGGCGGGGCCCACCACCACGGAGGCGACGUGCGUGGCCGAGCUGGCUCCCGGCGACGGGGGCCCCGCCCGCCAGCUGCUGGUGGGGCUGGACCACAACCACACCACGGGGAUGGUGUGCGUGUACGACACGCGCGUGAGCCGCGUGGUUCGCGCAGUGCACGUUCCCGGCCCGGUGACGUCGCUGGUCGUGGUGGACCACGGGCUGGGCAGCCGGGAGUCGCGGCAGGCGCUGCACCAGGUCCUGCGGGAGAUGGACGGGAUCCUCGCCGUCGGCCUCUCCAAGGGAGAAGUGUUCCUCGUGGACCUCCGGCGGUCGGACUUUGAACAUGCCUCACAUCACUCACAUUUUCGAGAUGAGCUUAAUUGCUGCUAUCUGCUGCCUGUCUCCGCGAGUAACCCUCGCCUCCGCAACGAGGAACGGCUCAGGAGGCAAGAAGGCGACCACCUGUGUGUCUUCAUCAACAGCAUGUACCUGAGGGAAACUGGCAUGCUGGUGGACAAGACAGCGCAGACAGGCUGCGAGCUGAUUGGCCACGACGUGUCUGUGUCGUGUAUGCAGUUCGUCCCACUCAUCGUCGGGCUUGUCGUGGGCUAUGAUGAGGGUUUCUUUCAGCUCUGGAACAUCAGGACUUUGAAACUGGAGUUCUCGAGCUACGUGCGGAACAAGAUGCUGGGCCGGCUGUCCCACGUCGUCUUCCAGGAGCCGAAUGACGACCCGCACCCAGUGUGCUACCUGUGGACCGCUCACGAGGGCACGCGCCAGCACGCUGCCGUGCUCUACUCUCUGGUGUACGGCCAGUGGGACCACAAUAGCUGCCACGAGUACCUGUACAAGGGGUUCGUCAGUGCGUUGGAGCUGUCGGUGUGUGACAUGGCCCUAGGGCCAGGAGAAAAGGCUUGUUUUCUCGACUGCUACUGCCUGGACAGAGUCAAGGAGACAGUUAGAAUUCAAGGGUCGGAGGAGGCGGACCUGAGCCUCGCGGUGUUCGCGUGGGAGAAGCGGAAGGGCGGGCGCGUCACCACGCACGCCCACCUGUUCGACAUGAACGAGUGGCUCAAGGAGCACCGCUGCACGGAGGAGGACCGCAUGCAGCGGUCGUGCGUGGCGUUCCCCGUCCCGGACGGCGCCCUGGCGCUGGCCGUCCCGCCGGGGUCCCUGCGGCACUUCGCCACGCUCCAGCGGCUCGACAAGCACCUCUCCCCGCACGCCCUGUCCUUCCAGUGGCUGGCCCUCAUGCCGGAUGGCGUGGAGAAGGGCUGGUGCGAGGGCGUGCAGAGGACCCUGGUGUCGGAGAUCCUCUCCCGGGGGCCCACCUGUCUCGCGGACCCUGGUCUGGUUGCCCGGUGCGUGGACGCCAGCCUGCAGCCGACGAUAGGGUGCGACGAGCUGCCCCAGACGGAGACGGAGCGCAAGAAAUUCCUGCUGAACCUGAUGCUGGAGUACUGCUACUCGCCGGACGUGUUCCUCGGCUCCAGCGACAAUGCGUCGGACUUCCGGCUUCUGUCGCUGCUCCACGCGUGGGGCUGGGAGCGCGCGCAGAGCCUCAAAGACAACAUUGACCACCUCAGCGUGCGGCUGUUUGACCUGACCGGAGUGCGGGUGGACGAAAUGUGGCACUCGGAGCUGCGUCACUGUGGCACCCAGCUGCUCACCUUGCACAUGCUGUUCAGCCAGCUGGAGAGACUGGCGGGCGAAUCUCUGUCGAACAUCUGGGAGCACAAAGAAGGUAUCAUGCUGAUGCAUGUGUACUACGUGGUGCUGCAGUGGUUCGUAACAAAGGGACUGCUCCCAGAGUCCAUGGACGGCCGCUACGGUAUCCCCUACCCAGUUGUGGAGAUCAAGCAGUUCUACUUGUCCAGGAGGAGGGAUCUGGCGGAACGUGGCCAGACGCUGUUCAUCGACCAGUUCUUGGAGCGGGAGUGCGAGCAGGAAGACCUCUUGCGACUAGGGCUCGCGAACGGCCGGUACCCACCGCUCUCGGUGCAGUGCCUCGUGAAGAUGUACCUGCUCAGUGAGAUACCGCUCAACGUGAAGAACAUCCUCACCACUUACGUGUUCAAGGAUGUAAUCGUUCACCUCGACGAGAACAGGCGACUGUGCGCAACUCAGGAACUGGAGGACUUUUCAACCAAGCUGCAACUUACAGAGAGUGUGGUACGGCUUGCUGAGUCUUUGUGGCUCUUUGAUCACGGAUCUUUCCAGGAGGGGGUGGCGGUCCUGGCAGACAACGGGGUGUCUCCCGGUGACGUGAUGCCGUGGCUCCACACCAGCAUAGUCAAUACACUCGUGUCCCAGCAUCAGUUCGCACCGGCCCUUGCCUUCAUGAGGUGGAACAAGAUGGCGUCUAAGAGCAAGGACGAUGCGAGGUUGUACCUGACGGUGUGCCUAGCGGAAAGGAGUUUCGACACUGCUGUCCAGUUCGUCCAUGAAUUCUGCCGUGAAGGAACGUGGAGAGAUGUGUUGCAGCACUUCUUCAUUAGUUGCGAGAGAUCGGGUUUGCUGAGGAAAGUUAUGCAUCAGCCCUUGUCGGAUUACGAGGAGCAGGAGUUUCUGAACUACUUGCGACGUUCCAGCUCUCUCGAUUCUGAAGACAUGAGAGUGCUGUACUUCACUAUGCGUGGCAGGGUGGCGGAGGGUCUCGCCGAGAAUGACCGGAUAAAUCGAGAGAGGCUCCACAAGCCGCGCCGACGGCCCCUGCACUGCGACGAGGUGCCCUUGAGGCAGGUCAUGGCCAACAUCUACAGGAAAGUGCGGCCGAAGGACUGGGCGGUGGAGGAAGAUCAUCAUUUGUCAUUACUAUUACCCACCAUGGAGAAGACCAUGUCUGAUGACAUCUUACAUGAAAAAAACAGUGGCUCCGCGAAGAGGCCGACCCUGUCCCGCGAGGUGAGGUCGACGCUCCACAGCCUGUACGUGAGCUCUCCGGGGCUGCCGCCCGUCCUCGGAGCCCAGCCGGCGACCUCCACCCCACAAGGGAUCCUCAAGCUCGUGGACCUCACUGCCCCUCCGACCCAGGUGCGCUCGUACCCGAGCACCAGGGACACGUCGGUGGAGACGCUCGCCACCGCGUCCUCCACGGCUCACCUGGACGACGUGGCGGAGAGCGAACCGGCCACCCCUGCGAAGCGUAUCCAGUUCAGGAUAUCCCCGGACUCCGAGGAUAAGAUGGAGUGUGACGAAGGUGUGGAUGAACAGGAAGAGGAAGCAGAGGAAAUAUCUGCUCUGAAUACGAAACAUGAGAAGAUGGUUAAUGCGAAGACUGUAGGUUUCUGCAAUGAAAAAGAGGGUGCAUAUGACACUUUGGCUCAACGCUUUUCCACGAAUGAAAACGAGUCUGACAAUGAAGUUGUACCUUCUGAUGAUUUACGACAAUCAGGGAUGGCAGACGAGAUACAGAGAGCCAUUAAAGAAUCUUCAGUGGUCAGUAACAAUUCCAGCAAUUUCGACACAGCAAGUGAAAAAUCACGAAGUGAAGAAAGUACAGCUGCACAAACGCCAGUUUCACAAACUACGACUAAUCAGUCACUCUCUUCUUCACCUUGGCUGGUGACUGAUGUUUCGCGUUUCAGCAGAAGCGGUAUUGGUCCACGUAGACCGCUUCCUUCGACAAGUCGGGAGGCAGCAUCAAAGAUGUUGGUGUCAACUGUUACCAAGAAAACUAGAACAACUGAGUCCUCAGUGUCAAUAGUUGAGGAAGUUGAUUUGGGUUCUACUCCUGAAAGGCGUCGUUUAAAUUUUGAUGCUGAAGAUCCUUCCGAACGUAGCUUAGAAACUGCACCUGAAGAAAGAUGUGAAAUUGGGAAAAUAAUUACAGUUGAAGUGGAGAGAAGAGAGUCAUUUCAGAUUUGUAAUACUAGAAAUGAAAAUGGUUCAUCUGCUCUUGAUACUUCAGGAGGAAGCAGCAUUGAAGAUGUCCUUAAUAUUGACAUUUCUGAUGAAAUUUUUAGUGAUGAGACAUCAAAAGUAGGAGGUAAGUUACAAUUGUACAGUACUGCGAAUUUAGGUGAAAAAAGUGAUACCAUUAAUGUUUCACAAAUUAAAAAUGCUUGGUCGGAUGAAACUGAAAAACAUGUGCUGAAAAGUCUUGAAAGUGAUAUGUCAAAAUCAUUGCACAUGGUUAACGAGCCUUUAUUAAAUCAGCCAUUGAAUCUGUACGAAACAUGCGACGCUAGUGUCAUGCCUGGAGAAUCGUCGACUUACGUAUCGAUGCAAAGAGGUCUAGAGGCAGUUACUUCAGAAACAACUCGUGAUACAACUGUUCAUGGUUUCCGUACCCAACGCACAAGCAAACCAAGUAUUUCCCCACCUGCUCAUGUAUCAUUCACAAAUAAAACACAAACUGGAAAUGGCAUUUAUCUGUUUCCUUCUCGGAGAAAAACUAGCUCUGUUGUAACAGAAAUGAGCAUGAAAGAUAUGCAAAGCCCUUCAGGAAAUAUUAUGCCAGCACAGACAUCAGUUGAGACUGAAACUACUUCUUUGCAUGAGGAAGGAAGUAAAGCUUUGGCGCUUACAAUUAAGUCUACUGGUUCUAAAGAAAAUAAAGGUACUGAUAUAGUGGUCUCUGCAGGUUUACAAAAUACUGUACCCCGCGAAGCUAAAAAAAUUCCUUUUGGUUUGUCUCUAGAAUUACUAAGUAGAGAGACUCAUAGUAGUUUGGCGCUUGAGGAUUUGGUCCAGGAAACAGAAUCCAGUUGUGGCAAUCAGGGAACAACUGGGGAUAAAGUGUCAAAAAUAUCUGGUGAUGUCACCCUCAGUACCAUCGCCCAGGUUGUUACAGAUGAAGUUUCGAAGACUGCCAAUACAUGUAGUAGUCUUGUAGACUGUUCUGAUUAUUUAAAGCAAUCAGUAUCGGUUAAUUUAGCUGACAAGCCAUCUGAGGGAACCAUAUGUAUGAAUGAGAAAACUGUAAAGAAGAAAAUGUCAUUGAAGCAGUUGCCAGCAGAAGCUUCGAGUGAACUGUUACCUAUUUCUUCGGCAUGUGAAGAUGUAGAGCAAGCAGCGAGAUCCAUGGUAAAGAUAGUAGCUGAGUGCCAGGUAACGAGUGCCACUCCAGACAUGUCACCUGAUGGUCAGAAUGUUGCAGCUGAGGAACGUAUUGUUGAGACGUCUGAGACUAUGGUUACGUCAUCAGAGGCACUUGAAGAAUGCACGGGAGCAGUACAGAAACCAGUGGUAGUAAGUUUUUCUGAUCAACAAAAUACAGUUAAAAAUCACAUAUCACAUAGUGUUUGCCAGGAAAGUGCUGAAUGUGAGACAGAAACAUCUGGAUAUGAUUUACUGAGUGCAACAGUUCAAGCUCAAGAUGCAGUAUCUGCAGGUGUUGGAAGAGGCGAAUCAAUUCCAAAUGAUUUGCCAUCAAAAAUCUCUGAACAGAGUUCAUCAAGCUGUGUAGGAAAAACCCACGAGAGACAGAGUUUUAAGACGAAUGCUUCCAUUUCUAAUGAAAGUGAUGAAAAUAAUGAUAAAAUACUGAAUGUUGUAGACUCAUCAGUGAAAGUAGUUGUUGAAGAUGUAUCUCAACAACAGGGUACUGAAAUAGUUUGUACAGACAGUAUGGAAAUGAAUAUGAGUGGAACACCUAGUGUUGUCAGUUCAUCACAAAUGGAAGAAUUGCCAUCUAGCACAAUUAUUCGUGAAAGUGUAGUUGAAGAAGUGAAAGAGCCUGUAGAACCAUCAGAAACUUUGACGUGUAUUCCUGUUGAGUCAGUUACUGAAGUUGAAAUAGCCAGCACACAGGUUGUUCUUAAGAGUGGCAUUGAAAGUGGACAGAGAGAAAACAUCAAUAUUAGCAGCAAAUCAUUUCUAAAGAGUCAGGUGUCUGGCUCCAAAGCUAAACAAAUGGCUGUUGAAAGAGCUGAAACUACUGAGGUGUCAUGUUCAUUAUCCAUUGAAAAUGAUGUUAAUAAAACUUGUGUUGGUGAUUCACUAUCAAUAUCAUCUUCAGAGGAUUUAAGAAGUACUGGCUCUCGGGUAGAUGCGGUUCAGUCAGUAUCGAAUUUGACUUGUGCUUCAUCCACUGUGCCAUCAGAGGCAGUUGAAAGUGGUCAUAAAGCUCAGGAGAGUGGUAGGGGUGAUUCUGAAAAUUUAACACAAUGUUUGCCAACAAAAGCCAUAGAAGAACCUGUAAUAUCUGCAUCUGUUUUUUCAGCAGCAAGUCAGCCACCAACAGAUAAAAAUAGUGACAAUGAUAAAAUUGACAGUACUUCUUCAGAAGUGGUUCAACCGAAUUUAGAAAUAAUUGAUUCUCAACAGAAUGAAGUCAUGGAAUUUCAAAAAGGCGAUGAAGGUGGUGAUGUAUCAUCUGGCAUAGUUACUGAAACAAGCAGUGACUUAAUAGGAAUGCAAGACGUCGUUGCUGCUGAGUCACAACCAGAAUCGAGCAACGUUGUAGUGGGUGCUAGUGAGAGCGACGUACAACAAACUGCCGAUAAUUCACGUUCCAGUUUGUUGGGGCAGGAGUCUCAGGAAGCAGGAUUGCAUUCAGAGGAUAAAGGCAGUGUUUCAACUGUACCUGCGGGGGGUGUUUUAGAACUGCGUUCCAGGUCUGUGGACAGAUCUCUAGACAGCGCCCACUCGCCGAUGAGCCUCGGCGUUAAACGCGAGACCCCGCCUUCGCGGCCGCCCGCCGGAGCGCUGAAGAGACGCCUGAGCAUGUCGGUGCUCGACCUGAACCUGGGGGAGGAGGCAGAGGUCAGCACACCGCCGCCCCGGAGGCAGCGGAGAGCCAGCCUGUCGUGCAGCGAUGAGCUGAGUCGCACCGCCCCGUCCCCUCGGCGGAGCCUCCGGCUCAGCAGCAGGGACGACGACGCAGGCUCCACCGCCAGCGCGCCCGCGACGAGGAGGGUCGCCCGCGACAAGAAGAGGACUCGCACGCCCAAGAAACUGCUGCAGACCGUAUUCGAGGACACGGAGCUAUCCACGGAUGGAGCAAAGGCGAAGCUCGAUGCAGAGAAUCCUUCUCCAGACACGAGGCUCUCUAAACUGUUCAUGAUGCCACGUCGCCUGACCAGAAGUCAGCUCAGGAUGAUGAAACAAAACGUGAGGUUGGAGGAGAUUCGCAGUUUCAGCAACAAGUCGCCGUCCUCAGCGGGCCAGAUGUCGGCAGAGGACGAUGCGUCGGACGAAGAAGGUCCCCCGCCGUCCCUCUGCGGCUCGGAAGUGUCCUCGUUGGUCACAGUCUCUGAGGAUCAGUCCGAGGGUGGCCAGUCUCCACGCGUCAGGCGACGCUCCUACAACCUGCGCAGUCUCGCCUCGCUCUCUCCCGUGUCUGAAGUGUCCCGAGCCCAGUCGACGUCGAGUCACGACGACAUCAGCUCCGUCGUGUCUGGCAUGUCGGAGUCUCGGCACAGAGACCUCGAACUCGGGUCCCCCCUGAAGGAUGGUGUUAAAGGAGGCAGACCGUCCCGUAAGACACGUAGCAACCGUUUGUCAGUGCCUGCCCCAGAGGAACUGAGCAGUCCCACGGACAGCCAGCAGUCCCAGGCGACAGAAGAGGAGGGAAUAAGUAAAACAAGACAAGUACGGAGAUCACCCCGCAGAUCACAGAUCAGCGAUUCUCCACAACAGGCGUUUACGAGUCUCAGUGACGCUGGUCCGUCGCCGGCUGCGAAAGAUGAUGAAGCCAGCAGUUCCUCGUCGUCGGACCGCCACAUGCUGCCACGGCUCACAGUUCUUCGGCAGAAGAGAGACAAGCGCCGGCAAGCCAGGCAGGUUUCCGGCGCCGCCAACCCCACCAAGAAAACCAAGGUCUCUGCAGAGGACAGUGCGUCCUCGUCCAGGUCGGGCCACGCGCGGUCCCGAUACAGCCGCUCCGCGGUGCACGGACGCAAGAGCGUGAGGGUGCGCAGCUCCCUGCCGGCUGCGAAGAGCACGGACGUGUAGUGCCGGCACGGCACAUGGCUGCCACCGGACCAGUCCGUCGUGGUCGCUUUUACUACCGUCAUUUGUGUCUGUAGUUCAUCGGCAGAGAUGGCAUGUUUAUUAACAAUUAAUAUUUUAUUCACAAUUUGUUGUUUUAAAUAUUUUGGUGUCAACAGGGUCUAUUACCAUGAUUAAAAGCACAAAAAUACAUAACUGAUUUACUUUUUCAUAGUGAUUACUCAUGUUUCAUUUUUUUUUCCUGACAAGGAGUUAAUACGGAUGGCAACAGUAACACGAACGUACUCUCGUGGGGGGGGGGGGGGGGGGGGGAUGAUUUUGUAGUACUGGUAUGACAUAACAACUUUCCAAGUAUCAGACAUGCAAUGGUCAUUGUAAUUAUCAAAAAUUCUAAUUUGUAUAUGAAUUUUCAGUUAGGCUACUUCCUCACCCAGGAAGCCUUUGUGGAACACUUUUGUGUAUCAUGGCCCCAUGUUUCAAUGUUUUUUUUUUUUGGUUGGGUUUUAAUUGAACUGACAUGUGCAAACACCUUUUUUCCUUUUCUGUUCUCAUGUUGGCGUAUUAUUCCUGUUAAGUUAAAUCUUUGUGAGUGGUCGACAUGUUUUUAAAAUAAAAGAAAAUGUUUUUUUUUUUUUUUUUGAGAGUUAGGUGGAGAAAUGAGAUUGUGAUCUGUUUCAGUUAGAUAAUCUAAUUAUGAUUUAAAGCACUGAGAUAUUUUUCAUUUCUGAAUUGUGCUAAAAUAAUUGUUAGUAUUAAUAGUUCCACAUAUUUCUGGGAAGCAGUUAAAUAGACCUAUGUUCGCUGUAGCUAAUAUUCCUUCCUCAUCCCAUGUUAAGAAUUGUUGGGCAAAAACCUGUUGGCUUCACAGUAGGAAGGCCCUGCAGGAUAAAAAUUAUCAUUCCCAUUUCACAGUUACGAUGUUGCAAGCUCUGUGAGAGGUGCGUCUUGAUUCCAGGAUCUAUGCCCCAAUGAAGAAUUGUGUAUGAAUUUUUUUUUUGUAAACUAAUGUUAUUGUACUAUUUUAGUGUAAUUUGAUGUUCAACAAUUAAUUUGUUGCUUCUUACAGAAUUAAAAACCUUUUAUGGGCAUCUUAUUUUGAAAAUUUCCACGUGAAAAAUUAGUUUAAAGCAUAUAAUGGUGAUAAUUAUUACAUAUGGUUACAAUUAUGCUUGCUUUUACAUUAGACUGUUUGACUGUAUUUUCCAUUUCUAUUAAGCUAAUUUUUCACCUAAUUCAUUUAUCUGAAAUCUUACUAAAAAUUUAUGGUGUUAUAUGUGGAAAAAUGACAUUUGUUAAUUUCAACACAAUAUUAGUCUUUAUGAUUUUAUUAUUGGGGAUCUCAUAAAGUUUUUACCACUGAUUCAUUACUGCAACUAACUAUAUUACAUUAAGUGGAAUGAGUUUUGACAAAUAUCAUAGUGUUUCAGUUUUUGUAUUAUGCAAAGUUUUGGAAACCAGGUAAUUAAUGUUUCUUUCUGUACAGAAUUUUUAUAGCAGCGUACUUUUUAUGGUAAAUAAAAACCAGUUUUUUU
Molecule: messenger RNA, 9725 nt
Organism: Bacillus rossius redtenbacheri
Lineage: Eukaryota; Metazoa; Arthropoda; Insecta; Phasmatodea; Bacillidae
Gene: Elys
Exons: 34
Coding region: 97-8196 (2699 amino acids)
Molecular function (GO): protein binding
Source: RefSeq, a predicted model, not a curated record